Messenger RNA from Rhizophagus irregularis DAOM 181602=DAOM 197198, 1403 nucleotides. RefSeq lists its product as uncharacterized. Lineage: Eukaryota; Fungi; Glomeromycota; Glomeromycetes; Glomerales; Glomeraceae. The record is from RefSeq and is a predicted model, not a curated record. Gene Ontology annotation, cellular component: plasma membrane.
UUGAAACUGUGGUGGUACCUCCUUGUUACAUCAAAAAAUUAAAUCCUUUUUAAAAGGUGUUUAAGGCUUUUUAACUUCAUAAUUUUUUUUUUUCUACCUUUCGUUCUUUUUAUUUGCCCUUGUUGCUGGCCGGCAAGUCAUUAUUGACCUUCAUUUUUUUUUACGAUUGGAAGUCGUUUAAAUCUUCUCGAUCAUUUUAACUAUUUCCUUUCUUUACAUAAUAAAUAUUUUAUCAUUUUAUCUUCCCUCUUCCAACAACCUCUUUUAGAACUUUUUUAUUUCGUUUUAUUUUUUGACUUGGUUCAAGAUAAAUAAAACGGAUAAUAUAAAACAUUUUAGAUAAUAUAAUAUAUUAAAAUUACAACAUGAAAUCAUCAUACAAAGCGAUCAGCAAAACAUUAUUAGUUUCUUUCGCUUUUUUAGAAUUAUGCUAUUUAGCCACAGGAGCCGUAAUUAUAGCUCUUGGUAUUAAAUGGCUCGCUUCUCUCGGCAUUAACAUUAGAAGUAUUGUAAUAACACCAGAUUUAAUUCUAAGCGGGUUUGGGGUUGGCGGUUCAAUUGUCUUCUCAUUUUUAAUUGGUUUUAUUGGGUUUACUAAUCCGUUAAAACGUAAGAAUUGGUUAUUAGCACAUACAUUCUUCAUUGUUUUAACUUCACUUGCACUAUUGGCCUUGGGUGCAACCAUUUGGUUUGAGACAUUAAAUGAACGAAAACACUUUGGUGAAGUGUGGGCGGAGUUGGAUGACGAAACGAGAGCAUCUUUCCAAAAUGAGUUACAAUGCUGUGGUUAUCAAAAUAAUAUGGAUCUUAGAGUAGAAUCAAGUUUUUGUCCAGCAAAUGAUAUUACACAAGAUGCCUGUAUAAACCCUAUAACAAAAGUCGCUGAUAAAAUUUUACGUCAAUUGUUCACAACACUUUUCGGUUUUAUCACGGUUAAUAUUUUUGUAUUUUUUGCAACUAUAAUUUUAAUCCAGGCAAGAAAUGUUGAAGAACGAUAUCGUAAAAUUGAUGAAAAGUAUGCCGCUUCGGGAGACCAAGCAUUAAAAAGACAAUAUGUCUAAAGGAAAUUGUUAUCUUUUUUCGAGGCGAGAAAUAAUAAAAAGUUUUUGAUUUCCCAAAAAAAACUUCACAUUUUAUUUGUGUAAUGUAUAUUUUUGGUUUGUAAUUUUUUUUUUUUUUUUGGUAUCCUUCGGGAUGUCAUAUCAUUAGAAAUUUGCACCGCAUUUUUGUAAUUUUUUAUACAUACAUUUUUUCGGGGAUAAGGUUUAAUGUUAAUAAUUUCAUGAGGAAAAAAUUUCUUUUUUAUUUUCUUGUAUUUUAGGUUUUUUUUUAAACAAUAGUUCUUUUUUUCCUUUUUAACUUAAUAAUAAAAAAUAAAAUAUUUAAAGAUGAAAUAUAUCAAA